AAAGAUAAAAACAAAGAAGUAACAAACACAAAGAAAAGGUCACGGCACACCUGCGAAUUGUCCACGGAACACCAGUGUUCCACAGAACAUAGUUUAAGAAGCACUGGUUUAAAACAAUAAAUAGGUUGAAAAGGCUGAGAACUGAGUACCACCGUAUCCGUCUGUUCAUGGAGAGAAACUGCUGCAUCCCCAAGGGCUCUGCAGUCAAGUAUAUGGCUCAGUGAAAAUCAGGAACUGAAAGCUGAAGUCAGACAAUUUCAGGCUAGACAGGAGUCAUAAGUGUUUGAUGGGGAAGAGGAUUAGCCAAAGGAAGCGGUGGAUUCUCCAUCUCUUGAUGUCUUCAACAUCGGGCAACUCUCUAGAAAACAUGCCUCGGGGGAAAUAGAGCUUUGUGCCUGGGUAACUGGGUUAAGUGUAAUGGAUUGCACCACAGAGGGGGUCAGACUGUGUGACUAAGGCUACUUCUGAUCCCAUUAAUCCAUGAUUUUUAGGAUCUCAUCUUGCAAACACGCAGCACACAGGUUUAAUAAUAAAUAUCUGAAUAGUCGUAUAAACUUCACUUAAUCUCUGUUGUGGAGAGAGUUUAUAAAGUCUCUGUUGGAUGAGAGAACCAAGGUCUGUGCUGCAAAUAAAUGGAGGAAAACUAGGGGUUUUAAAUACAGCAGCCUAAAUUUAGCUAUAUAGCAGCCUACAUCCAUAUUCAGACAGGUGAAUAUGUGGGUGGUUUAUCGGAAACGCCUGAUGCUCAGAACUGAAUUCCAUUGUUACAGGCGUAGGAACAUUGAAACUCAAGCCAGGUAUUGAGAGAAGUGAAUGUGGAUUUGGGAUCUUACUUUUGUGUGCUGUUUAUGGAAUAUUGAGACUCACCAUUUGCCCAAAAUGACCGCAUCUAGCAUGUGUGUCACCAGGGACAGACUCUGGGGAAACUGGGGGUGUGAAAAGGAUUAAAGCCCCUUCUGAUAUGUCUCCAUUUGUCCUUCUCCACCUGACAGGCUGCAGAACACCCAUGUCUUGCUACAGCUCAGCCCAUGGCCCACAGAUCCAGAGAAAGGAAAUGGCUGUGGCGGAGCCGGUGACCUUCGAGGAGGUGGCUGUGUAUUUCUCUGAGGAGGAAUGGGCUCUGCUGGACCCGGGUCAGAGAGCCCUCUACUGGGAUGUGAUGCAUGAGAAUUAUGAGGCCGUGAGCUGGCUGGGAUUUCCAGUUUCCAAAGCUCAUGUGAUCUCGUGGGUGGAGCGAGGGGAGGAGCUAUGGAUCCCAGAUCUCCAGGGCUAUGAAGAAGGGGAGAUCAUCAGCCACACCCACACAGGUGAGCAAUCAGCUAAACUGACUCAGAAACCAAUUUCUGUGUCCUCAUAGUAGGUGUCACUUGUGCGUUUUCAUCAGUCCAGCUGACCCUUCAGCCUGUUUUCAAUUCCAAUCAGAGGAUGUGGGGGAAGGCUGGGUUCACUCCUUUGGGAAUGGGUUGUGGGGUAGGAGGAUGAACUUAGCUCAUGAUUAUUGAACCUUUCCAGCCAUUAUUUGGGUGUGUUCCCUCUUUUCUAUUCCCCUUUCAGAGUUUUCCUUUUAGCUCA
Messenger RNA from Pelodiscus sinensis (Chinese soft-shelled turtle), 1572 nucleotides. Lineage: Eukaryota; Metazoa; Chordata; Testudines; Trionychidae. The record is from RefSeq and is a predicted model, not a curated record.